UUUAACAAAAACAUAAUAAAAAGAAAAGAAAAAACCAGAGGCAGUCAUGGAUUACGAUGGUGGAUUUCAUGAGGUCGAAGCCGAUGGUAAACUAUUUCUGGUAUACCACCACCCGAAGUACCAACAUAUACCGCAAAUAAAAAGCACACCCUCACCUGAUGAAGCAGCCAACCAAGAUCACCCUCCUCUGCCCCUUUUCUUAUGCCCUACGUCACGAGCACUAAAAGACUAUGGUACAGCUUCUAAACUUAAUUUGUUUAUCACUUCUUCUCCCGAGUAUGUCACGUCUACAACAAGGGCUGAUGAUCGUGAUCAUCAUCAUGUACUUCCUUUGUUUUGGUGUAACAACAAAAAAUUUUGUAAGCAUGAUAGAUGCGGUAUAUGCGAUAACUCAAACUUCGGUACAGAUUAUUAUUUUUGUGAUCACUGUGAUUCAAUGUUCCACAAAGAAUGUGUAGAGGCUCCACUAAAAAUUAAACACCCUUACUAUCCUCGUCAUUCUCUCGAACUCUGCAUGAAUUAUACAAGCCAUUUGUACUGUUCAUGUUGUGGAAGAAAAACAUUCUGUUUGAUGUAUCUUAGUACCGUCUAUCAAACUUCCAUGCAUGUAAUAUGUGCAAUGAAGUCGAUACCUUUUAUAGAGCAACAAAAAAUCCAUGUCCAUCCCCUUACCUUUUUCCCUAGACAAAAUUCUUUAAUCUGCAACGUUUGUGGUUUGAUAGAAAUAAAAUAUGCCACAUAUGUCUGUCUCAGAUGCAACUUUGUAGCUCACAGAGAUUGUAUGUAUUCCCCACACACCAUCAAGAUAUCACGUCACCACCAUCGUAUCUCCUAUGUUUCUUCUCUUGGGUAUGGAAAGUGUCUAUGUGGAGUGUGUCGUCGAAGUAUUGAGGGUGACUAUGGUGCAUAUACUUGUAACAAGUGUGGUGACUAUACUGUUCACUCAAGAUGUGCUCUAGGAAAAGAUGUCUGGGAUGGAAAAGAACUCGAAGGUAUACCAGAAAAAAAUGAAGAUGAUAUAACACAAGAUGCACCACCCUUCUCUAUAAUAUCCAAAGGGGUGAUACGUUAUUUUCUUCAUGAACACCAUCUCCUAAUCGAGGAAAACAUACUCUAUGAUGAAAAGAAACUUUGCGGAGCGUGUGUAUGCAAAGCGACAGUCAGAAAAUACGAUAUAUUAUGUAAGAAACUGUUAAAUUGCAUCAAAUGUGAUUUUAUUAUGUGUAUCGAAUGUGCCACCUUACCAUACAAAGCAAGGUAUAAGAGCGACGAACAUUUUCUCACACUUUCAUGGGGAGCAGAGAGGUGUGAGAAAUAUUGGUGCGAAAAGUGCGAAGAUAUAGUCGAAACAUUUUUCUAUUGGUGCAAUGAUUGCUGCACCAUCCUUCAUACUUUCUGCUUAUUCUACCGUUUCAUACUUUCUGCUUAUUCUACCGUUCUGAGGUAUUUCAAAUCUGGUCAAGAAAGGAAAGAGAAGAAAUCUGGUCAAGCCUUGUCAAAAAAAAAAAGAACGAAAAGAAAAAAGAAAAGAGAAAAAAAAAAUGAAGCGCAAAUAUUUACAACCGAUAACCGCACAUCGUGUUCGAGUACUUGUGCUUUGAUUGAUUAGCUGUGUUUGAGAAAGGUUGAGUAGAGCUUUGACUCCUAUGCUAUUGUCUUUCUUCUUCUUCUUUAUUAUGUUUUUUAAUUUGUUUCACAGUUGCUAUAAAUUUCGGUUU
This is a messenger RNA of Raphanus sativus (radish), 1718 nucleotides long. RefSeq lists its product as uncharacterized. Lineage: Eukaryota; Viridiplantae; Streptophyta; Magnoliopsida; Brassicales; Brassicaceae. The record is from RefSeq and is a predicted model, not a curated record. The transcript has a single exon. Bases 47 to 1609 code for a protein of 520 amino acids.